AUAAUCACACAAAGAAACGCAAAACAAAGCGCUGACGUACUGUCUCCUUCGUGCUGACUUCACACAAUCCAUUCACAGUCACAAUACUGUGGUACAUAUUUGGUCGGCCAUAUUUGCAAUUAUACACGUCUUGAAAAUUUCCAUGGUUCUCUCUUUAGUUGUACUCUGUUUUCAUAACGCGUUCAAAGUGUGCAUUUGAAAUAUCCAAACGACUUUGGCUGAAACAAGAAAAAAGUUGCAUUUUUUUUUCAACGAAAAAUUGCCACAAAUUUAUUUUAUUUAUUUUUGUAAAUGCAUAAAUCAGCUCAAUUUAGAGAUUUUUCACAACCAUGGCCGGAAAGAAGAAAAAGUUAUGCACAAGAUACACAAAAAUCCAUCGCAACAACACCUGCCCGUCAAAAUUCAGACCAAACGGUGGAAUCGUGGAGGUCAAUCGCGUCAUCAUCUUCAAUGGUGACCGUUACGCGAACAGUGAGUGGUUCAUCAGCAGUGAAAUUGAAACAACGGCCAGGUACAAAGCAGCGGCGAUUACCACAGGUCCAUGUGACAUUAGCUGAAGAAAUUGUUCUAACUGAACACAGCGAAUCAGAGAGCUCAUGUUACGAUAGUCUCAAUGAGAUGGAAACAGAUUUUUGCCGAGAUGAAAGCGACUGCAGCGAUGGUUAUGUAACCGAUGGAUUCGCAACGAUGGACGUUUUCGAGUAUGAGGUCGAUGACAGCUCCGAUAGCGAGGAUAUCUACUCACACGGUUCAUCAAGCGGAACGGAUGACAUGGUCGAAGUGGUGGCUAAGGCAUUGUUCGCUUCAAGCAGCGAUUCAGAUGACAUUGAAAUUUUUGCUCAAGAUGCGGAUACUGAGGAAUCAGAUGCACCCACUGAUCCCGAACUCGGAAGAGCUGACUAUUGGACAUGCAUCAAGUGCAAAAAUCGGAAAAAUAAUCCGAUGUAUCGAUACUGUGAGAAAUGCUAUCAGAUACGAAAGAAUCAUUUUCCACCACGACCGAAACACCGACGAAAGCGUGCUAGCCUUGGACGGCAUCAUCGUAACAACCUACUUGGAUUGAGCUCACCAUCGACUUCAUCGUCAAUAUCGAUACACGACGAGAAACAUGAUGAAGAUGGUCGUAUCAGCCGUAAUAGUAGCGAUGGCAGUGAUGGUAUUGGUAAUGAAUUCAUCCAAAAACCUAAGCAAAUGCGUAAACAACGACAACGAACGACGUCGCAUCCACAGAAGCAUAGUGCCGGUGAAAGUAGUUGCUGUUCAAGUCAAGAGCUAUCGCCUGAUGAACAACAAUCAACGUUACCAUCAAAUUACUUAGUGACUGCAUCUGCGAGCAGUCAAGAAACGUAUUGUUCGGAUCUCGAACAUAUAGUUAAUGUUAAUAAACAAUCUAAUUCAAAUUUAUUCGAACAUAAUUAUCCUAACAGCCAGGAAAGCGUUUACCCCAAUUCUGAGCCAGUUUCACAAACGAUUUCAUUCGAUAAUGUUUAUGAAAGUGUUCGUUCGCUGAGCAAACUAGAUAGUUUGGCAUCAACGAUAUCGGGCUACUCAGUCGGAUCAUCGCAAUCCUCCACAGAUUGUGAUGCCAACGGAACUCAACAUGCUGUUGUGCCGGAACUGAAGACAACAAACAGUUUUGAUGGAUCCACAAGCAAAGAACACAUGGCCAAAACAAAGAAACAGGAUGCUGAUGUCGAUGCUGCUGCUGUUGCAGCCAACAAGAGAAGAGCCAAGAAGCGGAAAAUCGAUUUUGCCGAUGAGAUCAGCGAUAGUGACAUCGAUGAUGAGGAACUGAUGGCGAAAAAAUUCCGUGCUAUGGAAGAAACCGACCCAACGAAUGGUAUGUGCAUGAUUUGUUUAUCGGAACCAAAAAAUGGUGCUUUUGUUCACAACCGAUUUUUACACGUAUGCUGUUGCUACCGGUGUACAGUUAAGGUGUGGAACAAAAGAAAACGAUGCCCUAUCUGUAAUUCACAGGUGAAAACUGUUCUGAAAAUGUUUGUUCAUUGAUUUGUAUACAAACUGUCAGUUUUGUUUUUUCAAUUUUAUUUGCACAUAAAGCCAUAUCAAAUAUGUUUUUUCUCUUGCAAACUUAUCGGCAUUCAAAUAAGUCUAAAUUUCUCGUUUUCAUCAAAAGCAUCAAAUGCUAAAUAUGUACGUAACAAGAAAGAAACACACAAUUGGAUUGAUUACGAUUUUAAGUAGGAAUUUUCAAUUUUACAAUCAAACUCGCUUCCAUCGAUAACAAAAAAAAUCUAUACCAUUUCGUGGAGCUAAUUAGGUCUAUUCAAAUUAAAAUUCAUUAUUAGAAUUCUAAAAAAUGUACAAAUCAAAAGUCAACUAGCAAGUAAAAUUUAACGUUAGGCAAAAGAAAAACUCGAAUCUGUAAAUGUUUGUAGUGAACUAUUUGCACUACAAACUCACGAUAAUAAUUUGAAAAUGAUCAAAUUUUGUCUAUUGAAAGGGUAGAGCGUUCAUUUUUCGAACGGAGCGGAGAAUAGAAAUUCAAUGCGAAAGAAAUUUCUUUUUUUUUUAAAUUUAUUUGCAAUACGUUCAUCAAGAAUGAAUUAGAUAACAAGUAUCCAUCUUUAUGAUUUCAUAAAAUGUGACGAUUAAAUGUUGAUUUUACUAACGCAGGUUUCGAGCAUACAUUGCAUACAAACAAAACAUACGAACUAUUCGACGCAAUACAACGUAAAUUUGUCAGAUUUUCCAAAAUGGAGAUGAGACAAAUGUUCAUGCGUGGUACUGUGUAAGUAGAUGCUUUGUUUGUAUGCAUAUGGUGUGAUGCGGUGAUUGCUAAUAAAAAUAAAAAAUCUUAAACAGCGCUAAACAAAAUUAACAACUAACAAAAAACAAUUAUCAAAUGCCCAAAUGUUGAUAUUUAAAAAAAAACAGUAAUAUUUUUCUGCUAAAUUAACCGUGAAAAAUAACAUUUAUUAUAUGGCAAAAUAAUUCACAUUUAUUCCAUGCUUAUUUAAAAAAACAAUCCAAUAUCCCAAAUGUAAAACCUUGAACCCUAUGUAUUUCUCCCUAUUUCAUAUAUGCUAUUUACCGAAUUUUUUCCCUUUAUAAUUCAUCAAGCGAAGUAUUUUUCUGAUAGAAAUGUGUCGGAUAUCGUUUAAUUUUUGUAAAAUUGACACAAAGUUAACCAAUUGUUUAAAAUUGUAUAUUAAAAGGUUUAAAAACAGAGAAGGAGACAACGUAAAAAUGACAAAAA
Sitodiplosis mosellana (orange wheat blossom midge) is the source of this 3220-nucleotide messenger RNA. RefSeq names its product E3 ubiquitin-protein ligase Mdm2-like. Gene Ontology annotation, biological process: protein ubiquitination. Gene Ontology annotation, molecular function: ubiquitin-protein transferase activity. The record is from RefSeq and is a predicted model, not a curated record. Bases 292 to 2010 code for a protein of 572 amino acids. NCBI's taxonomy places the organism in Eukaryota, Metazoa, Arthropoda, Insecta, Diptera, Cecidomyiidae. The transcript has 5 exons.